AUGCCCAAAGAAACCUCCAACAGUUUGUACCGGGCCCGUUUUGCUUGGACGGAUGAACAAGAUUCCGCCAAGGUGCUACAAAAUAUGCAAGUAACCGGAGGCAGGCGAAAGCGGGUAAAGAAGUGGUGUGCCAACAAUCAGCUGGGUAAAGAGAAACAGGCUGCUUACGCAAAGCCCCCCCGAGAACUUUCUGUGCAUUUGAUUCAAGGUGAAUGGCGUGAAUGGCUGGCAAAAUUACCUAAAUGUACGUGA
This is a messenger RNA of Sclerotinia sclerotiorum 1980 UF-70, 252 nucleotides long. RefSeq lists its product with no specific name. The transcript is spliced from 3 exons. The coding region runs from base 1 to 252 and encodes 83 amino acids. The record is from RefSeq and is a predicted model, not a curated record. NCBI's taxonomy places the organism in Eukaryota, Fungi, Ascomycota, Leotiomycetes, Helotiales, Sclerotiniaceae.